Molecule: messenger RNA, 968 nt
Organism: Porites lobata
Lineage: Eukaryota; Metazoa; Cnidaria; Anthozoa; Scleractinia; Poritidae
Source: the annotation of a GenBank genome assembly
AUGGCAGCGCCUUCGACUUCGACUUCGAGCGAGGCUUGCAAGUAAGUCACGAGCUAAAACUGGAAAUAGUGAAUGCUGGAGUCUUCUGCAUACUCUUCUCGUCUCUUGUACCGUUGCAAUUCGCGAUUUAUUGCGUUCAUCUGCGGCUAAAAGCCAAUUUUAAGCCUGUAUUAUUUAAUUUAAUUUUAUUAAACUCCGUGUGUUUUUAUGCUUCUCUUUAGUUCAGUAAUGUUUUGGACUCAUGAUCAUGAAGCCAUUCUAUGCAGAGAAGUCGUCAAUGUAAAUCCCUACACAACUAAGAAAGGGUCAACACAAAGAAGUAGAAUGUGGGAAAAAAUAGCAGACAACUUGAACAAAUUCACUGUGCCGAAAUUCAGGGUUGAUAAGCGAUCAGUCCGAGACCACGUCAUCCUCGGAGACCCAGGGGCAGAUAGUAGGGACGAGGGAAAGUGUAAACGGGCGGAUAAAUGUGGCACGAAGAAAAGUAAAGAACGGCGAGAAGAGCCCCUGGGGACAAUGUCUUACCAGACCAGUUCCAAACGGUCGCCGCCGUUCUGGCUUCUGAUUGGUGCCAGAAAAACACUUUGUGUUUUUCUGGCACCAAUCAGAAGCCAGAACGGGGGCGACCGUUUGGAACUGGUCUGGUAAGACAUUGUCCCCAGGGGCUCUUCUCGCCGUUCUUUACUUUUCUUCGUUCCAUAUAUAUUUUUCCGCCGGUUUACACUUUCCCUCGCCCCCUUUAUCUGCCCCUCGGUCUCCGAGGAUGAGACCACGUGGGAAUCCUUGUUUAAAAGCGUAAGAAGAAACUACUAGCGGAGGAAAAAGCAACUGGGAUAACUCCCGAUGAGCCAACGGAACUAGAAAACCUCUUGGAUAUGAUCAUCGCGUUGGAGGAAAGUGGCGAAGCGGAAUUACAGGAAACACAGGGAACAGCUAGCAAAAACGUCAAUACGAUCGGGCUAAAGUGA